AAAGCAAAACACGAAAUUGUCACAAAGCCCGAUUGUGUGCUAAAACGUGACUGGUGUAAUGUGGUAAAUUGUAAUACUGUCAGGUCUUAAUAUUUUGCCAAAUAAAGUAUACGCUUCUUUGAUAUAAAUAUUUAUUUUUGUUAAUAAUUAUCUAUUCUAAAUAUAUAGCAAAUAGUGUUCGUAGAGAAAAAUUUGGAAAUCAAAUUGUGUUUGUUAACUUUACAUUGUGAAUUUAUGGGACUCAAUAUAAUAUUUCGAUUGGCACGUAGGUGACAGUGGGAAUAAUGACGGUGGAGAAAAGUAAAGGAUUUGAGAAGAAUGUGCAGCCGGCGACGAGAAAGGUGGCUCCUGAUGGGGGAUGGGCUUGGAUGGUCUGUCUGGGAGUAAGCUUAGUUAAUUUUUCCACACGAUCUCUCGAGCCGUCAUUCGGUUUGCUAUUCAAAGAUCUCUUGGAUGACCUUGGUGUCCACACAACUGGGGCCUCAAUAAUCGCCAGCACGUUAGAUUCUGUCGUCAACUUCUCCGGUUUCUUCGUGGGGCCCGUUAUUAAGACAUUCUCGUACAGAAAAGUGUGUUUCGUCGGAUCAGUGAUAUGUGCUCUAGGAUUACUUCUAACUGCCCCGGCGAACAGUAUGGCGCAUAUAUUGGCCACGUACAGUAUAAUGGGAGGUUUCGGCGUAGGACUGGCAUCAGCGUCAUCGUUCGUCUCAUUGAAUCAUUAUUUUUCGAAGAAACGUGGUCAGGCCGUUGGGCUAUCGAUGGCGGGGACAGGGUUUGGAUUGAUGGUCAUGCCUCAGCUAGUAAGGUUACUGUUAGGGGAGUAUGGCUUCCGUUGGACGGUUGUCAUACUGGGUGCGUUGGCUUUCCAUGCUGUGCUGGGAUCAACCUUACUGCAACCGGUUAAGAGGCAUCUCAAAGAUGAGCCGGUCGAUUGUGAACUGCAGCCUAUAAAAGAAAUGGAAUGUAUUCAUGAAAGCGACGAAGAGCAAGAGGAUAAAUUCGAAAUCAACCCUCUUGUCACCCAUCCGAUGCCGAAGCUCACAUCCCAAAGGUCGCAUAACAACAUGAACCAUCCAUCCGUGCGAACUGUUGGUCUCCCGCGGGCGAAGACCUGCGAUAAGCCAUUGCCGGAGUUCGAGAGGUCGAAGAUCAAUUAUGGAUUGACAACGGCCGCGUCUCUGGCUGCGAUGCCAAUGGUCAAGUCCAGCGGAAGUCUCAGUGAGGCAGCCAGGAAGAGGAAAGUGUCUGUGAUAUCGAAUAUAUCAAAUAUGGACUUCACUGGCAGCUAUCUCCAGUUAUAUCUUGAUACAGCCGAUGAAGGGGCUUUGCAGAUGAAGACGAUAAAGAAAUCGGAAGCACAUGAAGAGAAGAAACAGGGUUGCAUUAGAAAAUUUAUAGCAUUAAUGGACCUGGACCUGCUGAAGGACUGGUCGUUUUUGAAUCUUUUACUUGGUCUCUCCCUGUUUUGGAGCGGCGAGUUACAAUUUAGGAUGUUGACGCCUUUCUUUAUUAGGAGUUUAGGAUAUAAUAUGAAUGACACGGCGUUUUGCCUCUCAAUGACGGCCAUUACGGACAUUGCCGUGCGACUGGUGCUGCCACCUAUCUUUGACAGAACGACCAUCUCUAAGAAAAUGAUAUUUUUUGUAUCUGCCUUCUUUUUGGCUGCAACGAGGUCAGUGCUUGCUGAGCAGUCAGAAUGGGUGCCGCUGAUGAUCUGGUUGUCGAUAUGCGGUUUCUUCAGAGGGAUGUGCCUGAGUAACUUCACGCUGACGAUAUCCGAGUACUGCCCGCUCGAGAAGCUGCCGGCGGCGUUUGGGUUACACAUGGUCAGCAAGGGAGUGUUUGUGGUGGCCAUCGGACCACUCAUUGGUUACGUCAGAGAUUACACGGGCAGCUUCGCGACGUGUAUUCACGUGCAGAACGCAAUGAUAAUGUCGUGCGUGCUCGUUUGGGGCGUGGAAUACGUGUACACGUUGACACGCAGACGCAAAGUUGUGCAAAUAUAGUACUUAAACUGUACUCCAUAGAGUUGAACUUUGUAUAUCCGCCUCAAUAGUGGAUAAAUGUGAUUUUUACUCCGGGUUCGUUCGAGAAUAGGAUUUUUAAAGCGAUUUCAAAUUUGGAUUUUAUUUAUGUCAGCAAUUUAUUGCUGUGUCCAGGGUUGACAGAAACUGAACUUAUAGUCAAGUUUAAUGAAUUCUUAAAUAUUUCAAUUUCAUUAUGUUUAAAUAAAAAUGUGAUAAGAAAUCAUUUUGAAUAAUAAUAAUAUAGUGGAGUUUACAUAAAUGUGUAUACUUUAGAUUCUAAUCUAUCAUUUCAAAUCGACCUUAUCGAAUACGAUCCACCGGACAUACGGCGAAUAGAAAAGGUAAGCGAAUAUAUUGUAACUGUAACUGAUUUUUAUCAACAAAUGGUAAACAGUCAGCCACGAUUGGCAUUAACUCCUUAGUAUUUUGAAUGUUAAACCAAAUUUUGAUUUAUCAAUGCUUACAGCUCUUAAAGCGUAUCAAAAUGGUUACGCUUUUAGGCUGUCAGGUCUAUUAUGCUGCUAUUAUCUUCAAAGUCUAUGGAUAAAUCUUUAAAGUUAAUACCAUAGACCAAGUAUAGUAACUAGACUAAUUGAUAGCUUCCGUCUCAUUCACACGAGAAAAAGAAAAACUUAUGCGAGUCUUAUGUAAAGAAAUGAGAUAGAGUGAUUAGAUGUUUUGUUUCGUCAUGCGUGCCGGUUUUUUCAAGGUCAGCACACCCGGUGUGCUAAACAAACUUGACAGCGCUGCACAGAUAUUAGGUUUACUUUUUUUGCGUCUAUAAAAAUAGCUAUUAUUUAUUGUUGUGAUAUGUGAUAUAUCCACUAUUUAUCCAACAUCAGUGACACUUUUAAGUAGAAUCGAAGGAAAUAUUGUGCGAUGUUGUUAUAUAUAUAGGAUAUUAUCUGUCCCAUGUUGGCCACGCCAAACCGAUGUGUAUUUACUAUACUAGGUCUAUGGUUAAUACGAUUUCAGUAUUUACGAGCAGUUAUUAUUCAUCAGAUACAAGUUCAAAUGUGGCAAGGUAUCUUCCGAGUUUGAUUUCGCUUUAAAAUUUGACAUGAACUGUCUGGCUUUGUACUUGUGAAGGAUUUACUUAACUGCCACUUUAUGCAGUGCUUAUAGUUUUGAUAUUAUAUAUUGUAUGAGUUUAAUUUUAUAUUCUAAUGUUUUUUUUUUUUAAUUUGGAUUCUCAUUUUUGCCAGUGAUGUAAUGUUUAGCAUAUCGAUAGCGUCUGCAUUUAGAUAUUUUAUAAUGCAUAUCAUUGAAAGACGUUAUAAACAUAAAGUUAGAUUUUUGUAGAUUUAUUUAUAAUACAUGUGUAUGACAAUAUUGCGUAUUCAAACUAUAAAGAUAUGCAAAACAACCCAACCAAAAUGUAUAAAAUAUUACCAGCUUAUUGCAUAUUUGAAAGUGGACUGUAAAAUUGUCAAUACAGUGGAUAAUUUUCAAAUAAAUGUAUUCUUUUGUUGCAUGAAUGCCUAGUUACUAGGUAACUAACACUCCAUGACAAGAAUUUUGAAACAAUAACAGUACUUAUGAAGUACUUAAUAUUUUACUCUCAUGACAUUGUUACCUUUAUAUCCCGAUGUAUGAAAAACUUUUUAGAAUAAUUUACUCUUUGUAGGUGUUUUGAUGAUUGUAUUUUAGAUGAUUGUUCGUAUUUUAGAGUGUUUUAAAUCGGCUUCAUUCUACGUUGAUUGUAGAUAUGUACUGCCGUUAAACUUUUAACGCCGCAAAAACCGAUAGUGUAUUGUGACUUUGUCAGGAAAAAUAAUUAAAAACUUAAAAGUCUUGUAAACAUUACCGAAUACUUUUAUAUUAUUUAUAUAUCCUUUUGAUGUUUCGCGUACGAACGUUUGCUAAUUGCAUGGUCACGGCGACCCUAUGAAUAAACUAGAAUUUAUGAAAAAAAAAAUUAUAACCUACGUAAUUACCAAACAGUUCAGCCAUAUAUGUAGUAAAUACAAUUAGUGACUAAAUUCAGAGCAAAGGAAAGCGGCGUCCACCUCCUGCCCGCGCCGUUUGUGACGGUACCGAUUCAUUUAAUUGCAUAUCGGUACAUAUUUUUGAUGUCCGUGCCACAACACGACUUUCCUACUAAAUGAGUAUAUUUUUAUUAUCCAAUUGGAACUUACGUAAAUUAAACUUACCACCUGUGUUGUAAAUAAAUGGAUGUACAUCAACAAGUUUUAGCAAGUUUUUGUGACAUAUUACUUGCGACUAAACGUCGGGGAAUAAGUGUUGUAGGAAUUUAGGGGCAGACGUUGACUCACUAUUUGUAUUUAUAACAAGUAUGUAUUUAGUAGGUGCUGUUUAAGAAUAACAAUGUUGAAUGACUGAGCUCAUUCAGAACCAGUGAUUCAGAAUUCUGACUUCACUGCUUCCGAAUUUCAGUAAAUUAUAUUUAUAAGGCUGAGAUCUAUCUAUGCUAAGCUUACACUACUCAGCUAAGUUUUACGUAAGUAAAGUCUGAGCAAACUCUGAGGCUGAGAUCUAUAGAGUGUACUUAGACUUUACUUACGUACCAGUGGGAGGCUCCUUUGUACAGGAUGCCGGCUAGAUUAUGGGUACUACAACGGUGCCUAUUUCUACCGUGAAGCAGUAAUGUGUUAGCAUUACUGUGUUUCGGUUUGAAGGGCGCCGUAGCUAGUGACAUUACUGGGAAUAGGUAAUGGACAGGGCGUAUCAAUUACCAUCAGCUUAACGUCCUGCUCGUCUCUUCCCUUAUUUUCAUAAAAAAACCCAAAACAAAGUAUGAUAAAACGCGAACUUGACUUGCAUUUGGCUGUUUUAGCUUAAACACAGGAUACUUUCAGCUGUCAAAUGGCUAUAAAAACGUAAUCAAAGACAAUGCUUAGCUUACACUCAGCUAAGUUUUACUUAAGUCCAGUCUGAGCAAAGGUUAUGUACGCUUUAUAGAUCUCAGCCAAGUGUUGAAAGUGUAACUGAUACUUGUUUUAAAUCUUCCACAAUAAUUGUAAUGAUGAAUGUGAAAGGUGCACAAUAUACGUUUAGGACUGAAAUUAUUGUUAUAACAUAUAUUAAUUUAUAUAAAUACAUACAUUAUGUUGAUUUCAAUCAUAUAUGACUAAAAACAUUGAUACUUCUCUAUGUCUUCCCUAGAUUUACCAGUUUUUAUCUAUGAUAUAUUUUGAUAAGAUAAAUUGUAUUUCGAAACCACUUCCUUUAUGAUAUACUAGCCGUUCCCGCCCGCUUCGCUUUGUGAAUUUUAAAAGGAAGGAAUGUUGGAAUUCAAACAAUAAGUAGCCAUAAACCAUCUAGGAUAAAUUUCGCAUCGAAUGGUGGUAGUUUCAUGUCGAUACGAUGAGUGGUUUAGGCGUGAAAGAGCCCCAAAAAAGACCAUUUUCAUUAUAUAUAUAAUGGAAAUGGUCUAGUAUAUAUAUAUACUAGAAAAAAUCUACCUUCCAAAUCCCAAAUUUGUAGGCUUUGUAGUUUCUUAGAUUUCGUGACGAGUCAAUUACCGGUGGAAAUCUCUUAUAUAUACAUAUAUAUAUGUAUAUAUAUAAUAUAUAUAGAUAAAGAUUCGCUGGAUAAUUUAUCUCGUAAAAAGUGACAUUUCUAUUAUCUCAAAAACACCACGGUAAUUGAACAAUGAUCCAAUUUCAAAGAGUUCACAACAGCUGCUCUACGCCAAAAUAGUGGAACUGCAAUAGAAUCGAUUUAUUGGUAGAGAUAAAAAGUUCAGCGUAUAAAUAAUAAAGGUGUUUAAAGUGAAAACUUUUUUAGCAGCGUUGAGCACUUUUCUUGGGAUGGGUAUAAAAUGUUAAACUCGCGUCAGGACACGUGACCUGAUCGAAAAUUCGUAAGACAGUCGUUGAAAUUAUGGAUUUAAGUUGAUUUUUCUGAGAGAUAAACUUUUUAAUGUAAAAUAAUUGUAAUAGUUCUGAAGUGUUAAUUUUUUUAUGUAAUAUAAAUUAUUAUUUUUGUGUACGAUAAUGAAUAAUUAUUGUAUAUAUUCAGGCAAUUCGUGUGAAAUUAUUCCCUAACCAUUCCAAAAUAUUCAAAAAUACACAACGUUAAUAUUCAAGUUUUCACUUCUGCCGGCACUCCCGGAGUGCAACCCGUUUUUUUAUUUAAAUACUUACAUUGUAAGGGAUAUUAAAAAUAUUGUGUUGUGAAAAGCAUUUGCGAGGAAUGUGUGUGCCAAAUAUUAAAAACAGGAAGAUACUAAUAUUAUUGCUUUUGUUAUUAAUUAACUUUGUAAUUAAUUGAUGAAUGAAUAAGGAAUGUUGAUAUCAAAAUUUAACUUAGGUUUAAUAAUUGUUGGUGUGUUAAAAAAAACAUUAUAGAAGUACUUUGCGGGAAUCCAUAUUUAUCAAAAUGAUUGGAGUUUUAUUUAGUGUUAAUUCCGCCAAUAUUUGUUAUUAAACAAUUCGACACGUGUUUCGCCCCUACACGAGACAUACUCAGGACGUCACACGUCGACACAAAUAUUGGCGGAAUUAACACUAAAGAAAACUCAAAUCAUUUAAAUUGGUGUGUUCACAGUUAUACUUCUAUUAGACCGGGGUAACAUAACGAUUUUCGUGUGAUUUUGAUUGUUGAUCAACAGAGGUUAACUCAUUAAGCAUAUUUUGCCAACAAACAUAGAGUGGUUGGCUCAAAAAAAAACAGAGAAUGUAAUUGCACGUAGUUCCUGAAAAACGUUCCAAGCCACAAACAUCACUUAAAGACAUCACGUCAUUUAAAGAGUGACAGUAGGGCUGCCAUUUUUUGUCAGUCCGUUAAUAUGAAUCACGUGUUCCACACCACCUAUAUCACGUGUGCACCAGUUUUGUGUUCUUAAGUCAAUUUCGACAUGAUUGUGGUUUGGGACGUUUUUUUGGAAUUACAUCCGUACAAUUGAUAGUGAAAUAAUUUUAUUUCUCAAAAAUCAUCAUAUAGAAGAACGGCCAAGAAACUUAGCAGGUAUUUUCUGAUAAAAAUAUGAAUAUAAUUAUAGAUAGAUACUUUAUUAUAUACCAAACAGACUAUGAUAUUUAAAAAAGGUUUUUAUAAUCAAAUACAUUUAAAGGGAAUAGACCAACAAUAACACGGCCGCUAUGCUUUCACCUUGAACCGCCCAGCGGUCAAGUGACCUCUAUUAACAAAAUGACUUUUGAUGCGCGUUCAUUCGGUGAUCAGACACAGAACGUGCAACGCAAGACGGAAAGCAGCAAAAAUUGGUUUAAAAAUCGUACAGUAGUUCAAACCAAAGCUCACUUUAACAUCACCUAUCGCCGGUGAGUACGAUUGAUUUAGUUUAGUUUAUAAUUAUAAAUGUUAAAAUGUAUGUAAUUGUGUGUAAAUGAAUCAUGAGAGUUGCCGCUCCCAGAAUCAGCAUUAGACUACACAAUUAUUAUUGAAAAUAUAAUUGUUCUAAAAUACCGCUUUUGGCGUGAAGCGAUGUGAUUGGUUAAUAUUGAUCGCGUCACGAUUGCCACGCCCAUAUGCUGCGCAAGAAUUGGUUGACGUGGACAUAAUAGUAAUAGUUUGUAUUUUCCCUCUAUUCCUCUUUGAAUGUUUUUGUUUAUAAUAUUUGUGAAUAUAAAAUAAAUUAUGUGCAAAUUAUAUAUUAUAUCUAUACAAAUCAGAGAAAAUAAGAAUUUUUCUGCCUUAUUUUAUAAUGAAACAAAAAGAACUGUAACCGUACAUUCACCUGGAAAUAUUUUAGGAAAUUUGUAUAUCGAAUAAUGAUAUUAUUAUGUUUAUAUUAAUAUUGUAAUACCUACUGAUAUGAGUACAUAGUCUACAAUAAGUAUUUAAAAGACCACAAACCAUGAUUAGGGAAAUGUAGAAAUCUACUUCUCGUGGAAAAUCAUCUUUAGAGCUGAUACUAAAAAAUAAUUAUCUGACAAAAUAUUGAUUUACGGCCGUUCCCAAUAUUCAGUCUAUCUCUUACUUGAGAUAAAAAUCGUAACUAUCGUUGGCUUUUCUGUCCCAAUAAACUUAUCGACGGUAACUCAGCUUAUCCGUACACGCUGUCGAACCAGCGAUAGAAGUUUGUAUGGAAAUUGCUAUUCACGCGUCCUAAUAUAAGGCGAUAAGAAUGACUUAUCGGCUAUAUUGGGACAGCUAAUUACUGAAAGUAGAAGGUAGUAAUUUAUCUAUAUCUGUAGAUAAUAUAUUGGGAACGGCCAUUCAAAAUAUUAGUUAGAGUUCAACAGCUGUUGUUUUAGUAUAUAGAUAUUUUUGCUGUUGUUUUAGAGCACAUUUAAUUAUUGUGAUAAUAUAAUCUUGAAUAUGUUAACAAGUACAUUAAUUUGAAUGACAUUUUAUGCCAUGACCUAAUAUUAGUUUAAUUAUUAAAAUGAUUGGUUACCUUG
Molecule: messenger RNA, 8356 nt
Organism: Leptidea sinapis
Lineage: Eukaryota; Metazoa; Arthropoda; Insecta; Lepidoptera; Pieridae
Exons: 9
Coding region: 285-2006 (573 amino acids)
Biological process (GO): monocarboxylic acid transport; transmembrane transport
Molecular function (GO): monocarboxylic acid transmembrane transporter activity
Source: RefSeq, a predicted model, not a curated record